AUGAACUUGUCGCUCGUGGAUCCAUUCGUCUUGGCCCAAGAGUACCCCGAUACUCUGACUGAAAAGCUUAGCAGCGGUCAUGCGACAUGCUUGAGUUUCAACCACAAAGGCGAUUACCUUGCCUCCGGACGAGUGGACGGCACAGUGGUGAUCUUCGAUAUUGAAACGAACGGCGUCGCGCGCAAACUCCAAGGUCACACGCGACAGAUCCAAUCUCUCAGCUGGUCCCGCGAUGGCCGAUAUCUUCUCACGUCUUCCCAAGACUGGAAAUGCAUCUUAUGGGAUCUUCAAGACGGCUCACGAGUGCGCACCGUCCGAUUCGAAGCUCCGGUCUACAUUGCCGAACUACACCCAUUCAACCAUCUUCUCUUCGUCGCCUCUCUCUUCGAGGACCAACCCGUCCUCGUGGAUGUCUCCAGCCCAAAACCCAUAAAACGAAUUCUCCCCUCCGCACCCCUCCGCGCAACCGAAGAUGUCGACCCAGCCGCAGCAGCCAAACAAGCAGCCCAAGAUGCGAAGCACUCUACUUGCGUGACUAUCUUCACAGCAUUUGGCAACCACAUCAUUGCCGGAACCUCGAAAGGCUGGAUCAACAUCAUCGAAACGCAAACUUGCACGACCAUCCACUCAAUGCGCCUCUGCAACGGCGUCGUCAUUCUUCUCCGCCUCGCCUCAAACGGUCGCGACCUUCUAGUCAAUAGCUCUGAUCGUGUGAUCCGCACAGUGCUCAUGCCGGACCUGUCCCAGCUAGGCAUCGACCUCGAGGCAUCUUCAAUCAAACUGCAUGUCGAGCACAAGUUCCAAGACGUCGUCAAUCGUCUCUCUUGGAACCACGUCACAUUCUCUUCGACCGGUGAAUUUGUCACAGCGACUACAUUUAUGAACCCAGAUAUCUACGUCUGGGAACGCAGUCACGGCUCACUAGUCAAAAUCCUGGAAGGACCAAAGGAGGAGCUUGGCGUGGUUGAAUGGCACCCCUCGCGACCAAUGGUUGUAGCUUGCGGACUGGAGACGGGAUGCAUCUACACGUGGUCGAUCGUGAGUCCGCAAAAAUGGUCUGCGCUCGCACCUGAUUUCGGCGAGGUCGAGGAGAACGUCGAAUACAUGGAAGCGGAAGACGAGUUCGACGUUCACCCGGCCGAGCAGGUUCAUCAGCGACGACUCGAUCUCGAAGAUGAGGAGCCUGAUGUUGUGACCAUGGACUCGGUCAAGGGAGAGGAAGUCGACGGUGUGGAGCCAUUCAAUUUCCCUGUUCUCCUUGAUGUGGAAGACAGCGAUAGUGGGGAGGAUGUUGUUGCCGUUGGGCCUGGUACCAUGCGCAAGCGGACGCCUGGCCCUAAGGAAAAUGAAGAGAAGGCGGCUAACGGAAGGAAGAGGCGCAGCGGCGUCUCAAAUAACGAGGAACGCAAAUACCACUGGGCCUUCCUGAUCGGACCAAAGAAAGAAGACAUACAAGCCAUACCAGGCAAGCGUUACCACGUCAAGAACUCCCCCUUCGGCUGGGAAUUCGAGGAGGAUCUAUUGGAUGAUGUCCGAAACGCCAGCAACCUCCUGGCGCGCAUUGUCAUUGCGAAGAUCCAAGAUGAGCAGCGUCUCAUUUCAAUCUUUAACCGCCUUCCUGUUGUGCAAGGAGAUCCGAGCUGGAGGUGUCGAACGUGGAUGGCAAGUGCCGUUGACGAAAUUGCAAAGGAUGGGAAAUGUGUCGGCACCGCUGAGUUGGAUUAG
Molecule: messenger RNA, 1725 nt
Organism: Penicillium brevicompactum
Lineage: Eukaryota; Fungi; Ascomycota; Eurotiomycetes; Eurotiales; Aspergillaceae
Product: Set1-mediated histone H3-K4 methylation subunit Swd1
Exons: 7
Coding region: 1-1725 (574 amino acids)
Cellular component (GO): Set1C/COMPASS complex
Molecular function (GO): protein binding
Source: RefSeq, a predicted model, not a curated record